AUGUCAGAGACUAGAGAGGAACUUGUCAAAAGACAUAACAAAGAAAAGAAAGACUUGCAAAACAAAAUAACUGGGAUGAAAAAGCAAGCGACAAAGUCCCAAAGAAAAGAGGUUAACUCUAAAUGUGUAAUGUUACAGGAAAAUUUGCAGUUGAAACAGGAUCAGGAACUCGAAGACUGGGAGACCUCUAAUUGUGGCGCUGGUGCUAGUGCUACCGACACCAUCACAACCACGGAUAGUAAUGGUGAUAUUGAGUCACAUGAUUCCAAUAAUGAGAUCACUCCAGAAGAACUGCUGAAACAACUUGAGAUCUCCAAUGGAAAUCAACAAGAAGUCAAGGAAGAAGUUGCCUUGCCACAGCAACCAAGGAGGAAACGUAAUAGGCAAAAGGAAAGGUUAGCAAGAAGGGAGGCUGAAAUUCAAAAAAUGAAAGCGGAAGCUAUGGAAGAGUCCAAAAAUGAUAAUGGACCUAAUUUACAAAAAAUUGAACAAGAAGCAAUCAAUAAUUUAUGUCUGUUGAAAGAUUUAAACCAAUUUGACAUUAAACCGGACGGUCAUUGUCUAUUCGCAUCUAUUCUUGAUCAGUUAAAACAGCGCCAUCAAAGCGUCGAACCAGAUCUGGACGUGUACAAAUUAAGAUCCAUAGCUUGUAACUACAUUAAAAUGCAUGAAAAUGAUUUUUUACCGUAUUUAUUCGAUGAAAUCAAGAUGGAAGUCAUGGAUAUUAAUGAAUACGUAAGAGAAAUGGAGACGACAGCUAAAUGGGGUGGUGAGAUAGAAAUAAUGGCACUAUCUAAAGAAUUCGAUUGCCCCAUUUCUAUUCUUUUCAGUGACAGACCAGUACAAGUUUUCAAUGAAGAAGGUACACUCCCUGAAUUAAAACUUGUAUAUUACAAACAUUCUUUUGCAUUGGGUGAACAUUACAAUUCUCUUCAUGAUAAUAAACAAUGA
Messenger RNA from Kazachstania africana CBS 2517, 951 nucleotides. RefSeq names its product deubiquitinase OTU2 (gene OTU2). The transcript has a single exon. Lineage: Eukaryota; Fungi; Ascomycota; Saccharomycetes; Saccharomycetales; Saccharomycetaceae. Gene Ontology annotation, molecular function: cysteine-type deubiquitinase activity. The record is from RefSeq and is a predicted model, not a curated record. Bases 1 to 951 code for a protein of 316 amino acids. Gene Ontology annotation, biological process: protein deubiquitination.